Myotis daubentonii (Daubenton's bat) is the source of this 1764-nucleotide messenger RNA. RefSeq names its product cyclin-I-like. The record is from RefSeq and is a predicted model, not a curated record. NCBI's taxonomy places the organism in Eukaryota, Metazoa, Chordata, Mammalia, Chiroptera, Vespertilionidae.
AGAGGAGGAGAAGGUAGCUACAUCAAGCUGGGAACCAGGCCGAACCAAAGGAUAUCAUGAAGUUUCCAGGGCCUUUGGAAAACCAGAGAUUGUCUUUCCUUUUGGAACAGGCAAUCUCUAGGGAAGCUCAGAUGUGGAAGGUAAAUGUGCCGAAAAUGCCUACAAACCAGAAUGUUUCUCCAUCCCAGAGAGAUGAAGUGAUUCAGCGGCUGGCCAAACUCAAGUACCGAUUCAACCUUUACCCAGAAACAUUUGCUCUGGCUAGCAGUCUUUUGGACAGGUUUUUAGCUACUGUAAAGGCCCAUCCAAAAUAUUUGAGUUGUAUUGCAAUCAGCUGUUUUUUCCUAGCUGCCAAGACUGUUGAGGAAGAUGAGAGAAUUUCAGUACUGAAGGUGUUGGCGAGAGACAGUUUCUGCGGAUGUUCUUCAUCUGAAAUUCUGAGGAUGGAGAGAAUUAUUUUGGAUAAGUUGAACUGGGACCUUCACACAGCCACACCAUUGGAUUUUCGUCACAUUUUCCACGCCAUUGCAGUAUCAAGUAGGCCUCCGUUACUUUUCAGUUUGCCUAAACUGAGCCCAUCUCAACAUUUGGCAAUCCUAACCAAGCAACUACUUCACUGUAUGGCCUGCAACCAAUUUCUACAAUUCAAAGGAUCCAUGCUUGCUCUGGCCAUGGUUAGUUUGGACAUGGAGAAACUCAUUCCUGAUUGGCUUCCCCUUACAAUUGAACUGCUUCAAAAAGCACAGAUGGAUAGCUCCCCGCUGAUCCACUGUCCGGAGCUUGUGGCACAUCACCUUUCUGCUCUGCAGUCUUCCUUGCCCUAUGUCUACCGUCCCCUCAAGCACACCCUGGUGACCUGUGACAAAGGAGCGCACAGAUUACAUCCCUCCUCUGUCCCAGGCCCAGAUUUCUCCAAGGACAACAGCAAACCAGAAGUUCCAGUCAGAGGUACAGCACCCUUCUAUCAUCAUCUCCCAGCUGCCAGUGGGUGCAAGCAUGCCUCUGCCAAACGCAAAGUAGAGGAAAUGGAAGUGGAUGACUUCUAUGAUGGAAUCAAACGGCUCUAUAAUGAAGAUAAUGCUUCAGAAAAUGUGGGGUUUGUGUGUGGCACUGAUUUGUCAAGGCAGGAGGGACAUGCUUCCCCUUGUCCUCCUCUGCAGCCUGUGUCUGUCAUGUAGCUUCAGGUGUUACCUUUAAGUGCAAGCUGAGGUCUACUACUCUGGGAGCAGGAGCAUGGAAGACCAGGGAAGGUAUAUACUGAGUCAGGCUGAUUUGAAGUGAGCCAGAAAAGAAACAAAACCAUUUAUUAGUGUGGCCAAUUAUAAUUCAACAUUAUUUAAGCACUUAAAGACCAAAUAAAAGUAUAAAAUUCAAAAGAUCCAACAAUUUUAAGUAAAAAUUUUCUUUGUAGUAUUUGUCAGUUCUGCCAUUUACUCCGCUAAAAUGUAAUGUAGGCUCCCCAUGUUAAAAAUUCACAUUCAGUGUUGUGUUUGUUUAAGUCCCAAAAUUCAUAGCUAGCAAACCCUGUCCCAUGUCCUGAUUUAAUUUUCCUCUUGCUUUUGCUUGCUUUUUUAUUGAAUACUUAAUGAAUUUUAUGCAUGUUGAUCUAUAGCCUGACCUCCACUGAUUAGGAAACCUUCAAAAUUAUUUUUUUAGCAAUUCAGUGAACAAAUUAUUUCAGAUUGACAGCCAUAUUUAAUCCAUGAUUCAAAUUCAAAUUAAUCUGAAAAGGUACUUCAAAAUUGCCCCAAAUGAAUCAGAGAU